UCAUACAUCGGAAGCCCCUUAUAUAACCUUAGUAAAUAUUUAGCCCAACUUCUAAACCAUGCCUUUGAGAAAGAUGAUAGAUACACUAGAAAUUCCUUUGAGUUAGUUGAAUAUUUAAAAACAGUUACAAUUCCGGACCGAUACAUACUAAUUUCACUAGAUGUAGUCUCACUCUAUACAAAUGUUCCACUUGACUUGGCGAUAACAAUAAUCGAAAAAAAAUGGGGGAAAAUUGAGCCUCAUACAACUCUAUCAGUUGAAGAAUUUUUACAACUGUUCACGUUUUGCAUCGAAAAUAGUUAUUUUAUGUUUAAUGAUGCAUUUUUCAGGCAAAUAUUUGGAUUGGGUAUGGGAAAUAAUCUGGCACCGGUAACAUCUGACAUAGUAAUGGUGGAAGUUCAGAAUUUGGCUAUUGAUAAGUUGAGUUUUGGGAUACCAUUUUUUAAAAGAUAUGUUGAUGACAUUAUCACGUCAAUACCUUUCGAUAAAAAGGAUGAAAUCUUAGCAGCAUUCAAUAGCAUUCAUCCCCGCUUGAAAUUCACUAUUGAAAUAGAAUCACAUAAUAACUCACUACCUUUUCUAGAUACUUUAUUGAUCAGACGAGAUAAUAGAAUAAUUACAGAUUGGUACCAAAAACCAACGUUUUCCGGGAGAAUACUCAAUUUUAAUUCAAAACACCAUAUGGCACAAAAAAUUAACAUAAUUAAUAAUUUGAAACAUAGAGCUCUCAAACUUUCUGAUAAUGAAUUUCACGAAAAAAACAUCAUUAAAAUACAAACAAUUCUAGAAAAAAAUAACUAUCCUACAAAAUUCAUAAAAAAAAUUCUGAACAAGAGUGAACCUGAGCACCACAGACCACAGGAAGAAAAAGAAAACCAAAAAUAUUUCAGUUUAACUUACGUUGAAAAUUUAGGAGAGCAAAUUAAAAAUAUAUUCACCAGAUUAAACGUAAAUAUUGCCUUCAAAUCUGACAAUACUAUAAAACAAUUUUUCACAAAAACCAAAAGUGCAACUCCCAAAGAAUUAAUAAGUAACAUGGUAUAUAAAAUAUCUUGUAACGACUGUCCAGCCACAUAUAUUGGUCAAACUAGUCGCUACCUUAAGGACAGAAUCUCAGAACACAAAAGAGACUCACUCAACAUCCUUAAUCCUUUGAAAAACAAAAAGGAAAAUAAUACGGCACUCGCGGAGCAUGUAGGAAGUCUUCUUCAUUCCUUUAAUUUCGAUCCUAGGUCAGUAAAAAUAUUGGGUAGGCAAACAAAUUCAAAAAAACGGUUAUUAGAUGAAAUGAUAUCCAUAAAACAAGACGAAAAUUCCAUUAACAAAAGAAACGAUAUAGAAAGGUUGAAUACCGCAUAUUAUUAUUUAAUUGGAAAAAUAAAGAAUAAAUAGAAGCUUGUUGUCCAACCCGAGUGUAUAAAUUGCCAUAAUUGUCCGCGCAUACUCCAGAAACAUCUAACUUGAUAAUUUAACAUCAUCACAUCAGUCUUUUCAAAGAUUUAGAUGCGAGCAGUAAUUUAUUCUCUUUAAUUUUAAUUUAUGACAUCGAAAUUUAUGACAACAGAACCACAAAAGGUGAAAAUAGCCCUGAUGAAGAUUUUAUAAUAAAGUCGAAACUAGUUGGCCUUUUUUCCAAAACCUGGUUUUCUGAAUAAUUCGUCGACCUAGAAACCUGUCAAAAAUCACC
Messenger RNA from Coccinella septempunctata (seven-spotted ladybird), 1687 nucleotides. RefSeq lists its product as uncharacterized. The transcript has 2 exons. The record is from RefSeq and is a predicted model, not a curated record. NCBI's taxonomy places the organism in Eukaryota, Metazoa, Arthropoda, Insecta, Coleoptera, Coccinellidae. The coding region runs from base 307 to 1392 and encodes 361 amino acids.